CUUAUCUGCCGGCCGGGGCGCGGGGCGCGGGCUGCGGGCGCUGCGCUCCGGGGUCGGCCGCUGCACCUGCCCGACCCCCACGGCCCUCGCGGACUCGCGCCUCCGGGCCCCGCCGCCAGCCCCGCGCGCCCCAAGGAGCCACCGCCGCGCCCCGGCCGGGAUGGGCCGCGGCCUCGGGCCCCUGCGCGCCCCGUGAGCCGGGCCGAGGCCGCCGCGCCCCGGCAGCCCGCCCAGCUCGCGGCCGCGGGAACGGCUCGGACAUGGCCCGGAGCGCGGGCGCGCUGCCCGCCGGCGCCCUGCGCCCGGCCGCGGCCCGGGGACUGCCCCGCGCUUGAUGGACCUUGACCCGCGCCGCCGCGCCGCGUCCGUGCUGAGCCGCGACUAGCCGGGCGGGGACGCGCCGCGGGCGCGCCGGGCCGGGCCCUGCUGCCAUGAAGAUGGUCCUGGUGCGGCGGUUCCGCGUGCUCAUCCUCAUGGUGUUCCUGGUGGCCUGCGCGUUGCACAUUGUGCUGGACCUACUGCCCAAGCUGGAGCGGCGCAGCGCGCCGCCCUUAGGGGAACCCGGCUGCUCCUGCACGCGGCCUGCGGGGGGCCGCCCCGCCGAGAGCCCCGCGGCGGCGUCCGCCACCGGCGACUCGGGCUGGCCCAAGAAGCACACGCUGCGCAUCCUGCAGGACUUCAGCUCCGAUCCUGCCUCCAACCUCACGUCCCACUCGCUGGAGAAGCUGCCCCCCGGGACCGACGCUGCCGAGAGCCCCGGAGCCCCCAGACCCCGACACCCGGUGCACAGGCCGCUUCUGCGGGCGCCCGGGCCGGGGCGGCUCCCGCAGCCCUCCGAGCCCCGCUGGGGCGGCUCCCUCCUGGCUCGGCUGUUUGAGCACCCCCUGUACCAGGUGGCAGUUCCCCCCAUAACGGAGGACGAUGUCCUGUUCGACGUGAACAGCACCCUCAGGGUCCUCCCCAAGGGGGCUGUGGACAGCCCAGACUGGCCUCACGAUGGGACCGAGGACGAGGGGCUCCUGCCCACCCGAGGGUUGGCAGAGGAUGCCUACCCAAACUGGCUCAAGUUCCACGUGGGCAUCAACCGCUAUGAGCUGUACUCGAGGCACAACCCGGCCAUUGGGGCGCUGCUGCGGGACCUGGGCGCCCAGAGGAUCACCAGUGUCGCCAUGAAGUCGGGGGGAACGCAGCUCAAGCUCAUCAUGACAUUCCAGAAUUUCGGGCAAGCGCUGUUCAAACCCAUGAAACAGACGCGGGAGCAGGAGACACCCCCAGACUUCUUUUAUUUCUCUGACUACGAGAGGCACAAUGCAGAGAUCGCUGCCUUCCACCUGGACAGGAUCCUGGACUUCCGCCGGGUCCCUCCUGUGGCUGGCAGGAUGGUCAACAUGACUAAGGAGAUCCGGGACGUCACAAGGGACAAGAAAUUGUGGAGAACCUUCUUCAUCUCCCCAGCCAACAACAUCUGCUUCUACGGGGAGUGUUCAUACUACUGCUCCACGGAGCACGCCCUCUGCGGGAAGCCCGACCAGAUCGAGGGCUCGCUGGCCGCCUUUCUGCCGGACCUGUCAAUAGCCAAGAGGAAGACCUGGCGCAACCCCUGGCGUCGCUCCUACCACAAGCGCAAGAAGGCAGAGUGGGAAGUGGACCCCGACUACUGUCAGGAGGUGAAGCAGACACCCCCGUACGACAGGACCCACCGUGUGCUAGACAUCAUGGACAUGACCAUCUUUGACUUCCUCAUGGGCAACAUGGACCGGCACCAUUAUGAGACCUUUGAGAAGUUUGGGAACGAGACCUUCAUCAUCCACCUGGACAAUGGCCGAGGGUUCGGGAAAUACUCUCACGACGAGCUGUCCAUCCUGGCACCCCUCCAGCAGUGCUGCAGGAUCAGGAAGUCCACACACCUGCGGCUGCAGCUGCUGGCCAAGGAGGAGUACAAGCUGAGUCUGCUGAUGGCCGAGUCCCUGCGGGAGGACCGUGUGGCCCCCAUCCUGUACUGGCCCCACCUGGAGGCACUGGACCGUCGGCUCCGCAUCGUGCUGCAGGUCAUCCAGGACUGUGUGGAGAAGGACGGGCUGGGCAGCGUGGUGCAGGAUGACCUGCGUCCCCAGCACAGUGCUCCCGCCCAGAGGUAGUGACCGCCCCACCGGCCUGCCCCCAUAUGGGCUCAGCUUACAGGGACGUGGCCACACCACAUGCGGGGCACCCAUGGCGGAGGCUGGGGCAGGCUGGUGGUCUUCGAGGCCAGAAGAGUCGGAGAACACCGGUGCUUGGCUGGGCAGCCUGGCAGGGGACGCCAGUGGCUGAGAGGACACCUUCACCUGCUCUGCAUCAUUCACGGCAGGCACGUCUGGGAGGGGCCGCCCACUGUGUCUCCUUUCCAGCUGAGGCCCGCAGGAGGCCCCUGCUGGUGGUGGGGGGGCCCAGGCCCCUGCAGUGGUCAAGGCAGCAUGAGUGGCGCAGUGCCCUGUGGGCCGCACUGCCCUGCCCUGCUGAGCAGCAGACGCCCCAGCAGUGCCAGAGACAGAAUCGUCUGCAGUGUGGUGACCGUGCAAUAAAGAUUCCGCAAGCUCAUGUGGUUCCCUGGGUGGGGCCACACAGGGGCUCCGGACAGAGGCCAGCAGAAGCAGGCAGGGUCCACGCCAGGACCCCGGCAGCCCGAGUGUGUGGGCAGACACUAGCCUGCCGUGCGCCAGCGCGUCCUCUGACGAGCAGACGGCCCCAGCUCUCCAACCACCGUACCCCACCACCCGCAGACACAAACCCACACCACCGGCUCCCCACACCCACUGAGCCCUGGGCCGGGCCGCCCCGGACAGUGCUCUUCUCCCGGGCUCUCUGUCCAUGCAAAUCUGACUAUGUUUUUAUGUCUCUUCACCCCACACGGCCUCUUCCACUGAGCGGUGGCCUGGAGCCCGGCAGGCUGGUCCUGCCCCGUGGAGGCAGCCGUGUCUGACCGCCGUGUCCUCUGAAAUUCUGUGUGUCCAGGGACAGAGGGUCUGACUGUGCCAUGAGGUGGGGUGCCAUAGGCUCUCCUGCCCCGUCUGGAGGUACCUCGCCCUUAGGGUGCUCUUGGGGAUCUGCGUGGCUGAGGUUGUGACCUUGCUGGUCCCUGGCUACUUAUCCCUGUGUCCUGUGUCUCUAUUUUGUCUGUCGCGCUGACUUUAUUGGAACUUAUUCCCUGUGCUGGAGGACACACCCUAUUCUCUUUUCCUUUAGAGCUGUAGAACCCAUCAGUGGUGUUCUGUUUAUUCACUGGACAGAAGCAGGGUGCACCAUUUUGACCAAUUUCCUCCAGUCCCCGACAAACCCCUCUUCAUUUUUUCCAAAAUAGCAACACAAUGAGAAACGCAUUUGUACUUGUAUAGAAAUGACAUAUUAGCCACACACAAAAAGAUUGGGUGGCUGUAUUAUAGAAAUGAAGGGAAACCAGAAUAAAGACCUAAGAAGAAAGAAAGUCAGCUCUUGCAGUGAGCUAGAGCACUAUUAGGGAUUCAGGUAUUGUACCAGCAAAAGUAAAACAUUUCUACCUGGAUCUUUGAAAUUUCAAAGUAAUCACAAUAAAGACCUGAGGUUAUCAGGGGCCACAGUA
Molecule: messenger RNA, 3595 nt
Organism: Sorex fumeus (smoky shrew)
Lineage: Eukaryota; Metazoa; Chordata; Mammalia; Eulipotyphla; Soricidae
Gene: FAM20C
Product: FAM20C golgi associated secretory pathway kinase
Exons: 10
Coding region: 432-2138 (568 amino acids)
Biological process (GO): protein phosphorylation
Cellular component (GO): Golgi apparatus
Molecular function (GO): protein serine/threonine kinase activity
Source: RefSeq, a predicted model, not a curated record